Durotheca rogersii is the source of this 387-nucleotide messenger RNA. Its product is annotated as Aconitase/3-isopropylmalate dehydratase. The record is from RefSeq and is a predicted model, not a curated record. Bases 1 to 387 code for a protein of 128 amino acids. The transcript has 2 exons. NCBI's taxonomy places the organism in Eukaryota, Fungi, Ascomycota, Sordariomycetes, Xylariales, Xylariaceae.
AUGGCCGAGGUAUGCAUGGAAAACUAUGACCCCGAGUUCACCAAACUCACUAGGCUAGGUGAUGUGCUGGUGGCCGGUUUCAACUUUAGGUGUGGAAGUCUCCGGAACAUCUUUAGUCGCAACAGCAUCAACAACGGAUUGGUCUCUCUCAGACUCCCUCGCUUGGUAGAGCGGCUACAUGAGUCGUUCAAGGACGCUGCGGAGCGGCCUCUGGCUCGCCGCACGGGCUGCAAGCUUCUGUGGGAUGUCCGCCGCUCCAAGGCUGUGAUCACGGAGAAGGAUGGUACCAUCUGGGAGCAGAAGGUUAGCGAGCUGCCUCCCAAUGUGCAAGAGAUUAUCAGCGUCAAAGGUCUGGAGAACUGGGUCAAGUCUAAGAUCCAGGCUUAA